This is a messenger RNA of Vitrella brassicaformis, 4624 nucleotides long. The record is from the annotation of a GenBank genome assembly. Lineage: Eukaryota; Vitrellaceae.
CUGUACCCUGAGACGAGAGGAGAGAUGUUGGGGUUCCUCCACGGCCGGCGGACACCCCAUCUGCAGGGCCAGGAGGGCGGCAGAGGGAGAGACGGCCACAGCCGCCCCAGUGGUGUUGAGGAGGUGUGCUACAUCCAGCUGCCGCGAGUCGACGAGGGCGACGCUGCCGCACAGCAGGCCAUCCACCACACACAGACGGGCCAUCCCAAGGUCACCUUGCAAUGCUCUUAGUGCAUCUCUGCGUGUGUGGCCAUCGGCCUCUGAUGUCUGUGUCCCUCCCUCCCUCAACGCAUUGCAGAUGUCAGCGUCGGCCUCGAGUGACCAGGUCCCUCUGCUGCAGGGCGAUGAACAGGGGCUGAUUGAGCCCCAGCUGCCGGACGUCACUGAUGGCAUCACCAAGGCACCGAAACGCCUCGAGCAGGUCUGUUGGUGAUGCGGACACUGUCAGCGGCACGAGCACGCACUCUGAGAGGUCUCUUGGGCGUCUGUGUGUCAUCUGCAGGUUCCCUUGGUGGGUGCCCCGGCCGCCGACGAUUGGGAGCCGACGAAAACCCUCAGAGACACCAUCAGGAGUGCCAUCUAUGCAUCAGAUGCGGAGGGCCUGCGGAGCGCCCUCUUUCAUCUGUCGCCUGAGCAAGCCGAGAAAGUGCUGACGACUGAUAAGUGGGACUAUGAAUCUGCCAUCCACUAUGCCGCAGGUAUGCAUCGUCGCAUCACUACACACACAUGAUGCAGCUAUGCGGCCCCUGUGUGUGCUUCUCAGAAAGGUGUAAGGACGUGGCUGUGCUUGAGGUCUUGCUGGACAACCGACGCCACCUGCUCGACCUGAAAGAUAAGGUAUCGUGCUUGCUGAUAACAGUCAUUAUGCCCAUUUACCGGCCGAUGUGUCCACUCAAAUCUUCAUGGUGUGUCUGUAGCAUGGCCGCACGCCUCUUCAUCUGGCAGCAGGGAGCGGAUCAGUUGCUGUUGUGAAGUUUGUCGAGUGGGGCGGAAAGGAACUGCUGGAAGCUCGGAGCUUGGUAAGGACGAUGGAAUCUCGACUGGUGAAUUGGACAGCAAGAGUCUUCUCGUUCAUGCUGUGAUUCAGAAUGGCUGGACACCUCUUCAUUGGGCAGCAUGUCAGUCACUCCUGCCAACGACAACCACACAAGUGCAUGAGUCUUCAAUGUGUCUCUUUGCGCUCUCCUGCAGGGAACGGCAAGGCCGAUGUGUUGUGUUGGGUGUUGACGGUGAAUCAAGAGCUCCUGAAGAUCAAAGACGAUGUAGGCUGCACUGCACCUAUCGACUUGCGUAUCGAUAUUGUCUGUGGUCAUUACUCCGCAAGAUCGGACGGACGCUCAUCGAUAUUGCCCUUGCCAAACCUUCGUCAGUCGUCAUAGCGAUUGUUGUUCUUGGUGAAGACGUCAUGGAGGUGCUCAAGCGAGGCGUGAAAGUAGCAGAUGCGGCGGCGGAGAACCUCAAAGAGGUGAUGCCCUUCGCGAAAGGGUUCCUGAAAGACCGCUCUGAGUCGCUGGGCCUCGACGGCCUUCGCUGCUGUGCCGUCUUCCGCAAACUGACGAAAUUGCGCCCGAAGGACUCCCUCACAGAUGACCUUGAGAAUAUUUCCAACUGGCACGAGGUAAAGAACAACGGACACACAGAGCACAGCAGUUCUCACUUCUGCAUUAUUGGCCAAUCGGUUCAGGCCCUCACAGCCAAUUUCUGCAGCGAUACACCAAAUUGGGUCUUUGAAGGGUCACUUGCAGGCAAGGAGAGAGAAUGCUUUGCGGCGCUGGAGUCCGCAGAGCCCCUCUCUGUCGUCACCCAAGGUAAGCCGCACAAGCGAUCUCCUCGUUUCUCUGUCGGUCCGCUGAUGUCUCCUUCCCCCUUCUGCUUCGAAUGAUUGCGAUAGCCAAAUGCACAUCUCUCGUCACACAGCAUUGGAAGCAGGAAUACAAAGACUGGAGGCUUCAGCUUGCACCCCGAGAUGUCUUCAUCAGCCGCGUGCUGUCAAUGCUGCUCAUGUAGAGCUGCAGACACGCACCAAGAUGGAGGCAGAGAGAAGCAUCUCUAUCUGUCUGUGUGUCUUGCAGGGUGGCCUUUGUGCUGCUGCGCAUCGAGUCGAUCAAGGGAGACAGCGAUGUGAUGAUGGCGGGGGUGUGGCCGUCGGUGUGGCUGUGGGGGGCAGUGCUGACGGGCAUUGGAUUCAUCGUCGUGGAGGCCUUCCAAGUAAGACAGAUCAGAGGAGACACGCCUGACUGAUCAACAACAACAUGCAUCAUCCUCUCUGAGUGUGCAGGGCAUUCGCCUCAAGGCGGCCUACUGGGCCGACUCAUGGUGCGCGUCAGGCUUCGUGUUGGCGGCUCCAUUUGUGUGCUGUCGGUGUGUCGAUGAAGGAGCUGGGUGGAUGCUGGAAGUUCGCUGGCCAUCAUCGCCUUCAUUGCCAUACACUUCACUGAGUGGUCGGAGGAGGCGGAGGUUAGCUCAGGGAUCGUCAUAGCGCUGCUCUUUGCGCUGCGGCUCCUGCAAACGGCCAGCCUUCACCCAGCCGUGGGACCACUCAUACUGUCAGUGAGAGAGACAAAGACACACAGAGAGAGAGGUGUCUCAUGCUGUUUGUGAUGGGUGUGUGUGUCAGUGCGGUUGUGAGGAUGUUUUCGGACAUCAGCAUGUUUCUGUGUCUGUACGUCUACAUCCUGCUGGUCUUCGCGGUCGUCUUCACCCUCCUCUCGUCCGACGAAGACCCCCAGUACUUCGGCUCCUUCGCCAAAGCCAUGCUCACACUGCACUCGAUGACACCGACACACAGACAGAGAGCGCCAGUCGAUAAGCAUGCUGUUGGCUGGCUGCAUUGCAUUAGUUUCUACGGGGGUCUUGGCAAGUUCAACGAGGCGCUGAACAACGCCAUCGAGAGCCACGACACGCUGGGGACCGUCCUGCUGUUCACAUAUGUCAUCCUCUCGUCCAUCAUACUCGUACGCGAGGCUCAGCAACACAUAUCAUGCACUCAGCACCUGGGACGAGCCACACACACACAAGGAUUCCCUUUGUUGUCUCUCUCUCUGCCCGCGUCGAUAGCUCAACCUGCUCAUCGCUAUCAUGGUGAGACAGACACGAGGGACAGCGACCGUGCCAUAUGACUGAUCAAUGCUCCUGUGUGUGUGUCUCUCUCUAUGUCAGGCGUCCACAUAUGCGGCCAUCGAGCAGACACAAACAGCUCAAUAUCAGUCAGCAGACGACUGACAAGGGACAGCGGCACAUAAUAUAAGGUUUCUCUCGCCUCUGAGUGCAGGCUGCUGCGCGUUCGCGUAUUGAAUGAGUACCUCACAAUGCCGCACCACGAGCGCCUCCCGCCGCCAUUCAACCUCAUCGGUCGGUGCGACCGACAAGAGACAUCAACUGCAUCCAUCACAUGUGAGCAUCUGUGUGUGUGCAGCUGUGGUCGUGUCGGUGCCCCUGCGCUAUGUCGCCUCCCUCAUCAGCGGACGGCAGUCGGCACUCUGCCGCAUUGCCUUCUGGUCGAUGAAGGCCCUGUACUCCACCAUCGAUGCCCUCCCGUUUGCCGUCGCCUUCACUCCAAUUGCCAUCUACCGAAAGCUGGAGAAGCUUCAACAACUGAUACGGAACGCGAUACAGCGGCGACAGUACUGGACGCAGGAUGGGUGGAAGACAGUCCAGAUCUGGGACGCAUUCAAAAUACUCGGUGUCAUCCUCGUGAUGCCCCUAUAUCUCCUCUACCAUUACGUCACAGCAAAGGUGACAGACUCACCGAGAGUUCCAAAUGGCCUAUCCCAUCCAGCAAUGGAAUCUGUAUGUGGUGCCAAAGGAAUUGUCCGAGGACACUGAGGAGAAGAAAGCCGAUAAGAGGCGUUCCGCACGGAACAGAUACAAAGACAGCAUCGACAAGUGGAUGGAGGCCGCGGAUUAUCACGACACGACAUCUCCGGACAUCAUGACAGGUGAGACACAGCCCCACCACACACGUGGAGCUGUCACAGGCUCAUCACGGCAGAUGUGAGCACUGUUUACUGAAUGUUCUGCAGCCCUCAAGCUCAACCAAUCCGAAGUGCUGUCAGGUAAUAAACAACCAAUCUGAAGUGCCUUCGUUUUGUUUUGCAUUUCAGUCUUGAAGAGGGUUGACGAGCGACAAACCGAAAUGCAGAAAGAAGUCAACGAGCGGUUGACGAAGAUGGAAGCAAAGAUCAAGUAGAAGUGAGACAACAGUUGUAUAGCUCUCGAUUGGAUGAAAGACAUCAAAGUGCGAUGCAUGGCCAUACAUGCACGGAGACAUGGAGCUGAUUGACUAAGACUGUCUUUCUGUGUGUGUGUUUUUUUUGUUUGCUUUUUUUGCGGACGCGGUUGACGUACUAUGAUAGUUACACGGGCAGCUUGCCCGAAGUGGUUCUCAACGUCAAGCGAUUUCUUACCCUUCCGAAGGCAAACAGGAAGAUGAGAGUGCUGAGGUGAGCAGCACACAAGACAGAAAACGGGCGCCUGCAAGACUCGACAGAUUCUGGCAUCUUCUCUCUGUUCCUUACAGCAGGCCCUUGACGACGGCAUCUGUCUCAUUGAGGCACACAACGUGCUCACGCAGCAGCCCCAGCGGCGGACCGAUCUGGCGCUGAUGCCCGAGAGCCCAUCUUGA